This is a messenger RNA of Lachancea mirantina, 2667 nucleotides long. NCBI's taxonomy places the organism in Eukaryota, Fungi, Ascomycota, Saccharomycetes, Saccharomycetales, Saccharomycetaceae. The record is from the annotation of a GenBank genome assembly.
AUGCUUUCAAGAGAACUUUUGGUGAUCUUUUUGGGUCUGAUCCCGUUGAGUUUAGCGGGUUUUGUUGGAAUUGAUUAUGGUCAAGAUUUCAGCAAGGCAAUGGUGGUUUCACCACAUGCACCUUUAGAAUUGGUUUUAACUCCUGAUUCGAAACGGAAAGAGGUAUCUGGAGUGGCAUUCAAGAAAACGGAAGGAGAUCUAGAACGCUUAUAUGGAUCAGGAAUCGAUGCAGUUCGGGUAAGAUACCCUGGGAAUGCCUUGUUGCAUGUAAAACAAUUACUUGGCAAGAAGUUUGACGACGACCAUCUUUUGUACCAUGAGCAAAAUCCUGGGGUAUUAUUUGCCGAAACUGAUCGCGGAACCGUAGCGUUUAAAGUAUAUGGAGACGAAUUUCCUGUUGAGGAGAUCCUGGCAAUGAAUUUGGAUCAAUUUGUUCAAAGAUCCAAUGCGUUAUUGAAAGAAAAAGGUGGUAGUGAUGUGGUAGAUCAGAUUGCAGUUGGUGUUCCGCAUUUUUACGGACAAGAACAACGCGGAAUGUUGUUGGACGCCACUAAACUCUUAGACGGCAUUGACGCUGUCUUGAUAGAUGAUGGAACAUCUGUUGCUCUCAGCUAUGCAUGGAAACAGCGAGAGUUUGCCUCCGGACAGUCAUCCCACUAUGUUAUUUACGAUAUGGGCAGCGGUUCUACAAGAGCGUCACUAUUUUCCAUUGAGGGCUCUCAUGAUGAUUCUGCUCCAAUAAAGAUAGAAUUUUGUGGAUAUGGUUUCGACAAAACACUGGGCGGAUGUUCAUUUACUUCUGCUUUGGCAGAUUUUCUGCAAAAUCGGUUCCUAGAGCAGAACCCCAAAGUACGCACUGAUGAAUUAAAGUCAAGCUACAAAAGUCUUGCCAAACUUUAUCAAGCUGCAGAAAAGGCGAAAUUGAUCUUAAGUGCUAAUUCGGAAGCCACAGUGAGCGUUGAAUCCCUUUAUAAAGACCUCGACUUCAAAACGUCCGUCACGCGUCAGGAAUUCGAGGAUAUUCUUGAAGACUCCGUGCUCCAGUCGAUCACGCCUGUCGUUGAUGCGAUCGAGGGUCAAUUUUGCGGGGGAAAUAUAUCCAUAGGUGAUGUCAAUGCCAUCAUAUUAACUGGGGGUGCUUCUAGAAUGCCUGUGGUGCAGAGGCAGCUGGCAAACGCGUUUGGCGGAGAAAAACUCGCAAAAAGUGUGAACGCGGACGAGGCUUCUGUUAACGGUGUCACCAUGAGAGGCUUACAGACGUUAGGGUCCUUCCAAGUGAAACCCAUGGAUAUAAUUGAGAGAUCUAAUUUCGACUACUCUGUUUCUUUGCUCGACGAUAAUACGCCUACCGUUCUGUUUGAGCGUGGCAGUCAAUACCCGAAUGUUACCUCUCUCGUUUUACCAACAAAUAGCAUGGAUAACUUCACCUUGGGUCUCUACGAAAACGGCCAUCUCUUCACCACGAUAGAUGUUCUUGCAGGACUGCCAAAAAGAAAGUUCACUGAGGAUGACUGUGCAGGUAGCCUUAUCUUUAACGCUACAUUUACGCUGUCUCGGGACAGAAUAUUUGAUAUAUCUCAAAUCGAGUGCGUCUGUAUCAAUUCUGGUAAUAGCAGCGCUCCAGGUUUCCUUGAUAAAGUCCUCGAUGCAGUUAGGCUGAAUACAACAGAGCAAGCUUCAAAAUUGAAAGAAGCAGAGGCCGGAAAGUCCCAAAAGAUUACUUUUGCUCAUGGACCAGGCUCGCUGGCACGUUUGACUGGCAAGAAUAUUUUGAAACUCAAGCAAAACAUUAAAAACUUAAAUCAGAAAGAUUUAGAGCGAGCCAAGCUUCAAGAACGCAAGAAUUAUUUGGAAGCUGUGCUUUAUAAUUCUCGGAAUUUGCUUUCAGAAGCCGGAAAUGUUGUUGCUUCAUUCUCUCAAGCCAAAGACCUCAAAGAGCUAGUAUCUGAAUACCUGGAGUGGCUCGAUUACGAUGCCUCUCAGGCAACUAUGAAAGACGUGAACGAAAGAAUAGCUCGGAUUACUUCCUUGAGUGCGCUCGUUAAAGAAUUUGCGCGUUCCGAACAUGAGCCUUUGGACACUGACCAGUUUGAGAGCUUUUUCAGUAAUGGUACGACGCUUUUGAAAGCCGUAAAAAAGCAAAACGAUUCGACAGCUGAAUUUUUGAAAGCCUUGGUGCCAGAAUUCGAAGAAGUCGGCUUGAACGCGACUGCUGAAUACUGGAAACUUAAGACACCAAAGCAACAUUCAAAAAGUCUGUCUCACUUUUCGAAGAACAUUUAUACGAUGCAAGCCCUGCUAGCAGAAAUUGAAAGUUUGCUAGAAUCAAACGAAUUAGAAGAGAAGCCUAGAGAAAAGCUGUUUGAACUCAAGCUAAGGUAUGAAACUGCUUCAGAAAACAUGGCCGAACUCCUCCUCGCCCUAGAGGAAACUCAAAGUCACCAUUUGAAGGAACUGGCAUCACUUUACAGUAGGAGACAGCGCGUUCUGAAGAAAAGAGAAGAGCGGCGGAAAGCGACAUUUUUGUCUUCCAAUGAAACCUCCUCAGUGGACCCAGUGGAAACCUCUGAAUUCACAAAAACGGAAACGUUCAGCAACUCCGAGUCCACCACAUCAAUGGACGAGACAUCAAAAUCUCGCACCUCUGUCGAACAUGAUGAACUAUAA